Lycium barbarum (goji berry) is the source of this 1197-nucleotide messenger RNA. RefSeq lists its product as uncharacterized. The transcript is spliced from 9 exons. The record is from RefSeq and is a predicted model, not a curated record. The coding region runs from base 1 to 1197 and encodes 398 amino acids. NCBI's taxonomy places the organism in Eukaryota, Viridiplantae, Streptophyta, Magnoliopsida, Solanales, Solanaceae.
AUGGCGAGGCAAGGCGAGCAUGGUGAAUGGCUAGCUGCUGCGUCUCCUUUGGUCAGAAAUAUUCCACCAUUAAAGUUUCUUCUUCUUCUUCCAUCAGUAGCAGUUUCAGGUCACAUGAUGCAGGGCUCAUUCCCACAUAUUUAUUGGACUCCAUGUACUGCCCAUUGUAUCAAUUUGAUAUUUCGUGACAUUUUCAAGAUCAACCCGUAUGCUUCAGUUUUUAGCAAGGCCACUAAGAUCUAUGCUUACAUCAGUCAAAGGCCAUUGCUAUUAAACUUGAUGAGGAAGUUUACAAAUGAAAGAAAUUUGUUUUUACAUGCAAAAGAAAAACUUAAGAAUCUAGUCACUUCAAAUGAAUGGAAACAAAGCAAACAUGCAAAGGAAAUUGCGGGAAAAAAGGUUGCGAGGAAUCUUAUUUCUCCAUCAUUUUGGGAUGAUCUUUGUAAGGCACUUAAAGUUAGUAGUCCUUUGAUUAUCGUACUUCGUUUGGUGGAUGGGGAGAAAAAACCACCAAAGGGCUAUCUUUAUGAAGCUAUGGAUCUUUGCAAAGAAUCUAUUGCAAAGGCAUUUGGGGGUGAUGAGAGGAAGUAUGAAAAAGUUUUUAAGAUCAUUGAUAAAAGAUGGUCGGAUCAACUUCAUCGACCUUCCCAUGCAGCAGGACAUAUUCUGAACCCGGAGUUAUAUUAUAAGAAUGCAGUUGUUGAAACUUUAGAUGGAGAAGUGUGGGAUGACUACAUUUCAAGUCUAGAUAAGUUGGUCCCUGAUCCUAGAUUGAGAGAUAGAAUGUCAAUUGAGCUUGGUAGAGACCGUUUGUCACCAGUCGAAUGGUGGUUGCAAUAUGGUAACCAUGUUCCAGUCUUGCAAAAGUUUGCUGUUAAAAUUCACUCCAAGAAGAGGAAUAGACUUGAGCUAAAAUGUCUCAAUGAUCUAGUGUACAUUAAGUGCAAUAGAACAUUGAAGCGUCGUUAUAAAGCUCGCGAUACCAUUGAUCCAAUUAGGUUGGAUAAUAUUGAGGAUGUAAAUGAAUGGGUAACUGGAGCACCCGAAAACCUUGCAGAGGAAGAGUUAGAAGAUGGCGGUCUCACUUGGGGUAUUGUUGCUUCGGCAAGUGGAUACUCUGAGGAAGAAAAAGAUGACAACCAAUAUAAUGCUAACACUCUUGUGGUUGAAGAAUUUGGAGAUCUUGAAGAAGAAUAG